Helicoverpa zea (corn earworm) is the source of this 1343-nucleotide messenger RNA. RefSeq names its product protein CFAP276. Bases 191 to 682 code for a protein of 163 amino acids. The record is from RefSeq and is a predicted model, not a curated record. NCBI's taxonomy places the organism in Eukaryota, Metazoa, Arthropoda, Insecta, Lepidoptera, Noctuidae. The transcript is spliced from 3 exons.
UGGAUAAUAAGUUUAGAAAUUACUUCUUAUAAUUUGCUGAAUUGUUUAUUUAUUGGUUGCUAUGGUGUUAUUAACUAUGUCAAGAAAUCUAUUGUCUAGUAUUAAAUUAGCUUCAAAAAAUUUGAUUCCGAUAAUUUCUACAUUUUUCCAACCCGUGUACAGUUAACCACAAAUCAAGUUUACCAAGAAAAUGUCUGGGAUAAAACAAAUUAGAAAUAAAGGUCUACUGCCUGAUUUGAGGAAAGAGGGUGUACUUACCAAAGACGUACUGCUUUCUACCCAAGAUAAACAUGUUGGCCCAGCUGGAUCUAGACUUUUUUCGCACCAUACACUUGCAAGUAUAAGGCGGCUAAGUUUUUACCAUCCAUUUUUCUUGCCGAAGGAUAGUCUGGAUUUUAUGUUGGCUACCACAUACAAUCACUCAACAGAAAGGUUCCCGGAUCAGGAGGACCUGUAUCUACAGCCAGAGACGAUUGGCUGUGACACUUGGCGGCGACUUCGGAAUACUUACGACAAACAUCCUCCUGUCGUUAUACCUUUGGGCCACCCAAUGAAGCGGGGUGGAAUAAAGGAGCACCGAUCUCCAUUCAGCGUGAAACUCAUGAACUCUGGUGUCCAUUCGUCGCAAACCAACCCGGGAUACAGCCGACAGCCCGCUGGUGGCGCCAUCUUCUUCUACUAGUUGCACUUAUUUCUGUUUAUUAGCUAUCUACCUUUUCUAUGAGUAGUUAGUACUAUAUCUCUGUGUGUUUACUAAUAUCACACAUUGGUUUCAUCUCCGUAAAAUGCUGGACAUAUUUACCACCUAGGUAUAAAACGUAGUUUGAAAAAGUAUCGUACUUAGUGUCAAAAACAAUGCAUGGUUUAAACUUAGCACUACAGAGAGCACUUUUUUAAGACCACGUUUUAUAAAAAUGGGUCGCAAUGGCGUCAGGGGACGCGUAACGAAUGUGUCGGUAGGGUAGUAUACACCCAGAGGCAAAAAGUAGAACUAGUGUAGCUAGCUGUAGAACCUAAAUCUAAAACUUAUGUAAUUAAAUUAAGAUAAUCAUGUUCGGUCUUAUUGGACCGGUUCAGGUAGUAUGCCUAUGUUUACUUUAUAAUUAUUUAUUAACAAGUACACAUUGUACUUAUUUCGUUCGAAAAUAAGAUUCAAUGGUUUUCUAGAGAACUAUCUGUUAUUUUUUGUAAUGUUACUAAUCUAAUGUAAUUUUAAAAUUUUUAAUUAUAUUGCAGCUGUCUCCUUUUUGUUUUCGUUGACAAUAAUAUGUGUUUCGUUUGUUUUCGUCUGUUGUUAAUAUAUUUUGGUCUUCAAGUUAAAAUAUACGUAUUAGUUUUUUUAA